GCAGAUGAUCCCUGUCUUCACAUAUACCCACGGUUCCCGUUCAUUUUCAUUUAAGCCCCAUGAAAUAGUUGACGAAGCUUAUCCCAUUCCUCGAGUUGCGUACAGCUCUCCCACUCUCCUUGUUCAUGAUGACACUCAUCUCAGAUUUUCUGCCAAAUCUUGGCAAUGGAAACGACCAACUCUCACGCUUGCUUUUCUCCCUCUUCGUUAUCUUCACGCUCUCUUGCUACGCCUGGAUUUACACCAAAAAUAGGAAGGGCACCGACACUCCACCACUGCCGCCAGGCCCACGUGGCCUCCCGUUGGUCGGGAACCUCCUCUCCCUCGACCCGGACCUCCAUUCCUACUUUGCCGACCUGGCCAAGACCCACGGACCCAUACUCAAGCUCUGGCUCGGCAACAAGCUUGGCAUCGUGGUGACCUCCCCUUCCAUCGCCCGGCAAGUGCUCAAGGAUCACGAUCUCACGCUCGCAAACCGCGACGUGCCCGCCGGGGCCCGGGCCGUCAGCUAUGGCGGGUCGGAUAUUGUGUGGACCCCUUACGGGCCGGAGUGGCGGAUGCUCCGAAAAGCGUGCGUGCUCAAGAUGCUUAGCAACACCACCUUGAACUCCGUGUACAAUCUCCGUCGUAAACAAGUCCGGGAAACUGUCGGAUACUUUUACAGUCGGGCCGGGUCUCCCGUGAACGUUGGGGAGCAGAUGUUCCUGACGGCGCUCAACGUGAUUACCAACAUGUUGUGGGGCGGGACGAUGCAGGGAGACGAGAGGAGUAGCCUGGGGGCGGAGUUUAGGGAGGUGGUGUCCGAGAUAACGGAGAAUUUGGGGAAGCCAAACAUCUCGGAUUUUUAUCCGGGUUUGGCCCGGUUUGAUUUGCAAGGCAUAACCAAAAAGAUGGAUGGGUUGGCCCGAAAGUUUGAUCGGAUUUUUGAUAUAGUGAUUGAUCAACGGCUGAAGAUGGAUAGAGAAGCUGGUAAUAUUUCUGGGAAAGAGAGGAAUGAUUUUUUGCAGUUUUUGCUGAAAUUGAAGGAUGAAGGUGGUGAUUCCGAAGCACCUAUGACGAUGAUCCACGUCAAGGCUUUGCUUAUGGACAUGGUGGUGGGUGGGACAGAGACGUCCUCCAACACAGUAGAGUUUGUCAUGGCUGAAAUGAUGAACAAACCAGAGGUUAUGAGGAAAGCCCAACAAGAAUUGGAGGCCGUUGUUGGGAAAGACAACAUCGUCGAAGAAUCUCACAUUCACAAAUUGCCCUACUUGCACGCUGUGAUGAAAGAAACGCUGCGUUUGCACCCAGCGUUGCCUCUUCUAGUCCCCCAUUGCCCUAGCGACACGUGCACCGUAGGAGGCUACACAAUUCCAAAAGGGUCCCGAGUGUUUGUAAAUGUGUGGGCAAUACAUAGGGACCCUUCUAUUUGGGAAAAUCCAUUGAAUUUUGAUCCCGAAAGGUUCUCCAAUGAUAAAUGGGACUACAGUGGAAAUGACUUCAGUUAUUUUCCAUUCGGGUCGGGUCGCCGGAUAUGUGCUGGAAUUGCAAUGGCUGAGCGGAUGGUGAUUUUUUCAGUUGCUACACUUGUGCAUUCUUUUGAUUGGACACUGCCCCAUGGAGCGAAGUUGGAUCUGGAAGAAAAGUUUGGGAUUGUACUUAAAAAGAAGACACCUCUUCUCGCAAUUCCAAGCCCAAGGCUAACUCAUCCAUCUCUCUAUCAGUGAGCCAGGGGUGCAGCUGCCUGUGAUAUGAUGAGUCAACAAUGCUAUAUAUAUAUAUAUAUAUAUAUAUACAGAUAUAUCUUCUUUUAUCUUUCAGCAUUCAGCAGAUACACAUACACAAGAAGACAUAGCUUAUGAUAAUAUCUCUAAUUUUUACUUGUA
Molecule: messenger RNA, 1865 nt
Organism: Corylus avellana
Lineage: Eukaryota; Viridiplantae; Streptophyta; Magnoliopsida; Fagales; Betulaceae
Product: flavonoid 3'-monooxygenase CYP75B137
Molecular function (GO): heme binding; monooxygenase activity; oxidoreductase activity, acting on paired donors, with incorporation or reduction of molecular oxygen
Source: RefSeq, a predicted model, not a curated record